This is a messenger RNA of Macrosteles quadrilineatus (aster leafhopper), 3240 nucleotides long. RefSeq lists its product as uncharacterized. Gene Ontology annotation, biological process: DNA integration. Gene Ontology annotation, molecular function: nucleic acid binding. The transcript has a single exon. The coding region runs from base 1 to 3240 and encodes 1079 amino acids. The record is from RefSeq and is a predicted model, not a curated record. Lineage: Eukaryota; Metazoa; Arthropoda; Insecta; Hemiptera; Cicadellidae.
AUGGAAAUUGACACUGGUUCGGCACUGUCAGUGUGUCCUCAGGAAAUAUUUGAGAAAUAUUUUUCUCACGUUCCAUUGAGAUCUGUAGAUAUUAAGUUGAUAACCUAUUCCGGCAACGAAGUCAUAGUAACUGGGCAAGCUCAAGUCAAUGUUGACUACAAGGACCAUUCUUAUUGUUUGCCUAUGAUGGUGGUUCAAAUAAAUCGUACUAACCAACCAAUGCUCUUAGGAAGAAACUGGAUUAAGCACAUUGAUUUAGAUUGGAAAUCAAUUUUCUCAUGUAAUUUUGCUAGCGCAACCGCUACUGGUAGGCAUGAACCCAAGCCUAAUGAGGCAGCCAAAGAUGGGGUUUCACCUAACCUAACCGGAAAGGUUUCUAUAGAACCUAAUGAGGUUAAGGCAUUAAAACAAAAAUAUGUCUCUGUAUUUAGAGGUGGUCCGGGGGAGAUCAAAGAUGUUGAGGCUAGGAUAGUCUUAAAAGAAAACUCUAUCCCUAAGUUUUGUAAAUAUAGACCUGUUCCGUACGCUUUGCGUACUUCUGUUGAACAAGAGAUUGAUCGGAUGAUAUCCGAAGGUAUUGCCUACCCUGUUACAAGCUCACAGUGGGCUACCCCAAUAGUAGUUAUACAAAAGAAACAAGGCGUCCGCUUGUGCGGGGACUUUAAAGUUACUCUGAACCAGGUUAUACAGUCAGAACAUUAUCCGUUGCCGCAGCCCGAAGAUAUAUUUGCCUCGUUAGCGGGCUGUAAAUGUUUUUCUGUGUUGGAUUUGGAGGCGGCGUACCUCCAGCUUGCUGUUGCAGAGGAGUCUCAGGAACUUCUGACAUUGGCGACACAUAAAGGUCUCGUGCGGCUACGUCGCUUACCAUAUGGCUUGUCGUCAGCCCCGGCCCUCUUCCAGGCGGCGAUGGACAAGAUAAUUGGAGGACUCCCAGGUACAGUGGCGUACCUGGAUGAUGUGUUGGUUGGUGGAUCAUCCCGAGAGGAGGCUCUAACAAGAUUGGAACAUGUUCUGCAGCGACUUCAAAGCUAUGGAGUUAAGGUAAACCAAAGCAAAUGUAAAUUUUUACAGCCUUCUGUUCAAUAUCUGGGAUACUGUUUGACUUCAGAGGGAAUUAGUCCCCAGGAAGGUAUUUUGGAAGCGAUCCGUGACGCUCCAGAACCAACGUGUAAGGAAGAGCUCAAGGCCUAUGUAGGCCUAAUCAACUAUUAUGGUAAAUUCAUUUGUAACCUGUCAGAUAAAAUAAGCUGUUUCUAUGACCUACUUAGAAAGGACGAACCUUGGGUAUGGUCUAAAGGGUGUUCAGAGGUUUUUCAGCAGAGUAAACAAUGGGUGUUGUCUACUGAUGUAUUGGUUCACUAUGACGUGCAAAAACCUUUGACAUGUGAUGCGAGCCCACGGGGUGUUGGAGCAGUACUUUCUCAUCUCAUUGACGGUGUGGAAAAACCAAUUGCGUUUGCCUCAAAAUCUUUGAGUGCAAGUGAAAAGAAUUACUCUCAACUUCACAAAGAAGCGUUGGGGCUUGUGUUUGGAGUCAAAAAGUUCCAUAAAUACAUUUAUGGUCGUUCAAAUGUUGUGUUGCAGACAGAUCAUGCGCCUUUGGUUGCCAUUUUUGGAAGUAAGCGAGGAGUGCCGUGUGUAGCUGCGGCUCGUCUUCAACGCUGGGCGUUGAUUUUGUCAGCCUAUAACUUCAAGGUGAAGUACAGGCGAGGGGUGGAUCUCCCUCAUGCUGAUGCCCUUUCAAGAUUGCCGCUGCCCAAUGAUGAGACCAUGGAAUUGGAGGCCAAUCACCUCUCUCACGUGGAAAAUGUGGUGGAAGUAUUUAGCUGCUACAAAUUGGUGAGUGACGACACACCUAUUACGGCUAAAGAUAUUGCUAGAUUGACUGAUAGGGAUCCUGUGUUAUCAAAAGUAAGGGACUUUAUUUGGCACGGUUGGCGUUCGGCCGAUGAACCUGAGUUAAUUGCAUAUUUCAGAAGGAAGGAUGAACUGUCGGUUGACAACCAUUGUGUCGUUUGGGGAGCACGAGUAGUCGUGCCCGAAAAACUUCGGAGUGCUGUAAUCCGAUUACUACAUGACCAGCAUCCAGGAAUAUCGCGUAUGAAAAUGUUAGCCAGGAGCUACGUCUGGUGGCCUGGUCUUGAGAAAAAUAUAGAGGAAACCGUGUCUACCUGCACUGUUUGUCAGUGCACUAGAAAUGCUGCCGUUAAGGUGCCACUGUAUCAAUGGCCUAGAACUACCAACAGGUGGCAGAGAAUUCAUAUUGACUAUGCGGAAGAUCCGCAAACUAGACAACAACUGUUAGUUAUAGUUGACAGUUUUUCAAAAUGGCUUGAAGUGUUUCUUAUGAAAUCAACUACAUCAUUCAAAACCAUUGAAAGAUUACAAACCUUGUUUGCUGCUUAUGGGUUGCCGGAAGAACUGGUAAGUGACAAUGCACCUAAUUUUACGAGUGCCGAGUUCAGGGAGUUUCUGAGUAGGAAUGGUAUAAAAUUCACCUUGUCACCCCCCUAUCACCCUGCGUCCAAUGGCGUGGCCGAAAGAUGUGUGCAAGAGGUAAAGAAAAAUCUGCAUAGGCAAGUGUUAGAAAGUCAAUUGGAAGGUGUUACCUUACAGCAUAAAUUAGACAACUUCCUGUUUGUGUACCGGAACACACCCAGCACAGUAACUGGACUCUCACCAGCCGAGUUGUUUCUCCAAUGGAAACCCAGAACAAAAUUGACCCUACUUAAGCCUAAUUUGUUGUCAGUGAUUGAUAAAAAGAAGGAACAGCAACGUUCAGCUGCAAACAGCAUCCGAGGUGAUGCUAGACAUUUUGACAAAGGAGAUAAGGUGUGGGUGAAGACGGUCAGAGGGGAGCAUGUGUCCUGGGUUCCGGGAAAAGUGAUGGAGCAAAGAAGCCCUGCGACUUAUGUUGUAAGUGUGUUAGGCAAGGUCCGGUUCUGUCAUGCGGACCAUCUGCGUUCCAGUCUUCUGGGAGACGAAGAGGAGACUUUGGUGGAUAGGCGAAUUCCACAGCCAUCACCAGUCAAGGCAUCACCUCCGGUUAGGCCUAUUUCACCAGUGAAGAUACCUAGCCCUCAGCCAGCGGCGAUAACGCCCUCACAUCAGAGGCGAAGCCUGCCAGAAGCAUCUAGCCCUCUACCAAGACUUGAAGAAAUACAUGAAGUGCAGUCAAGCCCGCAACUUCUUAGACGGUCUCAACGGGCCGUUCGUAAGCCGAGGAGGCUUGAUCUUUAA